AAUCGAUAGUGAAUGAAUUACUGGAAGAAAAAGCAGCAUGGCAAUAAAAACAUAAACAUUGAAUAAUGUAAUUAGCCGGUAUUAUUUUUAUUAGUUUUUUUAUUUUGAAUGUUUAACAAAGCUUUCGAAAGGAAAGUCAUACUUAUAUGCUUCAGUGCAACAAGGAAUAUCUGGCUUACGCAAAAGAUACUUUUGUUUUUGACUUGAUGUAAAGGUAGACAAAUAUGAUUUAUCAACAGACAUAUGUAAAGUGAUCCGUUUCUUACAUCUUUAUGCUGCUUACCUUUAAAGAACAUCAAAGUCGUUUGGGCUUAACUCUAGUUUAGUAAAAACUCUUCAAUUUUUUCGAAAAUUUUUUCAGUGAGUUGUUCCUGUCAAGAUCCCAUACAGAUAUUCGGGAAGAAUCACAAGAUAUGUUAAUAGAAUUUAUAGAAGAGGACUUUAGCGAUGAUGAAAUAUCUGAUAAGGAUUCAGCUGGUGCUGUUGUUACAACAAAAUAUUCCAUUGAGCUGUCAUCACCGGGUCCUGCACACAGUAAGCAAUUGAAUAACUUCAGUUUGAAAAGAAUUCUCUCGGAAGAGCCCAAAGAAAGAAAUCACAACAAAUUUGUGGAGAAGAAAUAUUCUGCCAAAGCCAAUGAAAAUGUAAAUCUUUCGAAAACGCAUUUGAAUAGAAAAUUAAAUCUUAAAAAGAAAAGUAUUUCUAAGCAGGUUCCCAAGUGCAUAUUGUGUUGUGAAUCGAUAGAAGACGACACCAUGUGCAUAAAAGCUCAGUCUCCUGAAUGGAAGGAUAAAAACGUAAGAGAGAUAAUAGAUAAACACUUGUGCUAUAUGCAACACAUUCCAGAUAAUUCCUCCGUCUGUCUAUAUUGCUGGGAUGUAUUACAUGCCUUUCACGAGCUCUAUACAAAAAUACAGGAAGUCCAGAAACAUCUUCAAUCACAUCAUUUAAUUUUGGAAAAUGAUCCCUUAGAGGGGAAUGUUAAGGAAGAGUAUAUGCUUGAAGAUGAUGUAGAGGAGCCAACAAAGGAUGUAGAUGAGUACAGUAACCGGGGCGAUGGUGAUUGUAUAUCGGAGAAUGAAAAUAUAGAUUAUAAUUCUGAAGAAGAAACAAUCAGCAUGGAAAAUUCGAGUCGCGGUAACAAACGUAGAGAUGCGAAUUACAAAGAGGACGAGGAGAAUGUCGAUAGGCAGGAUAAUAAAAGCUUUGAAUACGAAGAAGAACAAUUGGAUGAAAAUCAAAUUAUAGAAAAUGAAGAUAUUGAAGACCAUUUCGAGGACGAAGAAACUUGUGAUGAUAACGACGAAUCUUCCCAGUACGCUAAUGAAACUAUUGGUGAACGUGAAGAAUUGCCUAAAGAAGAAUAUGAUGAUUUCUUAAAGAAACAUUUUAAAAUUGCCUGUCAAAAAUGUGACCAGCCAUUCGAAACCUUUAAACUUUAUAUAAAACAUUGUCGCCAGGUUCAUAAGGAACGUGGCCAUGUUAUAUGCUGUGAUACAAAAUUCCAAUUUCGUAAAUACCUAGUAGAUCACAUACAAUAUCAUUUAAAUCCGGACUAUUUCAAAUGCAACCAUUGUGGAAAACAAUUUACGGCCAGAAGCUAUCUUCGCAUACACAAGGAACUUCAUGAAGAUGGAAAGUUUGCUUGUAAUUUGUGUGAUAAGAAAUUUCCAAGGAAUUACAUGUUACAAAGGCAUCAACGAAAAAUGCAUUCGCCUCAGCCGGCUAAGAGCCUACCCUGUGAAGAUUGUGGUAAAUUAUAUACAUGCCAAAGAACCCUUCAAUACCAUCGCAAGCAUGUCCAUUUAAAACAUUUCUCGCGGGUAUGUGAAAUCUGUGGCCAAACACUGCCAACACUUUUCGCAUAUCAACAGCACAAAUUACGACACAAUCCAAAUCCGGUGCGCUGUGAAGACUGUGGCUUGCUGGUGACAAGCCAGGUAACUCUGAAAUACCAUAGAGAUCUGAAACAUCCGCCGGGGGGAAAUCGUGAAUAUAAAUGUGAUAUGUGUCCAAGAGUUUGUCCUAACCUAAGAGCAUUAAAAUCACAUUCUUUGGUCCAUUCCACGGUAUAUAAGUUCCAGUGUAUGGUGUGCGAUAAGAAAUUUAAGACAAAAGAUAUUUACACGUACCACAUGGCCCGACAUACCGGAACCGCCCUCUUCACUUGUCAAUGGUGCCCUGCAACAUUCUAUCGCAGUGGAAGUAUAUCACUGCAUCGAAGAAAAUAUCAUCCCAUCGAGUGGGAAAAAGAAAAGCGUAGAAAGAUGUAUGGUGAGACUUCGUAGUGAAAGAGACUAGUAUUGGUGUUUAAGUGGUCAUUUUAAUAUUCAAAAAACUAUGUACAAAUCUAAAAAGUAUUGAAAUAUUUUUCGGAAUAGUUAUUUGACUAAUAAACACAAAUUUGAAAAUCGA
Molecule: messenger RNA, 2415 nt
Organism: Musca domestica (house fly)
Lineage: Eukaryota; Metazoa; Arthropoda; Insecta; Diptera; Muscidae
Product: transcription factor grauzone
Exons: 7
Coding region: 414-2288 (624 amino acids)
Biological process (GO): regulation of transcription by RNA polymerase II
Cellular component (GO): nucleus; chromosome
Molecular function (GO): chromatin insulator sequence binding; zinc ion binding
Source: RefSeq, a predicted model, not a curated record